CAUUUUAGAAUUAUCAUGCAAUGUCAAGACAAGGACACCCGGCUCUCGGGACACACACAUCUAUAUGACAAGUCUUCCAGUAUCCGUUUCCCAAAUAUGUAUACAUAUAAAGAAUGGGAAUGGCUGACCUUUUUAGCUUGUAUCAUCGUCAUUAAAAACAGGAGACAGACCAAUUUUCUUAGUUACAUUUCUACAGCAUGCAUGUUUGGCAAAGCUCUUAACUUCCUUCUUUUCUUGAAACAAGGACCUAUAUAUGGAUUGUGUUUUGCUAUUCCUUGUUUAUUACAUCUCAUAUUUUGUCCAGAACCAGCCUAUGCUGGCCCAGAGAAUCUCACUUACUUCCGUGGCUCACACUUACCAGAUGAAAUUGAACGAGAUAAAAGAAUUUCGUGGGUCAUUGCUUUCUAUGCUGCUUGGUCACCAGCUUGUAUCAGCUUUGCUCCAAUAUUUGCUGAAGUUUCAUCUGAAUACAGCCUACCAAAUUUAAAAUUUGGAAAACUUGAUGGAUCUCGCUAUCCUGAUAUUGCUAAAAAAUAUAACAUUGAUACAAGUACUUGGUCAAAACAACUUCCAGCUGUUAUCCUUUUCCAAGAAGGCAAGGAAAAAAGCAGGCUUCCCAUACUUGAUGCUAAGAACAAAGUCGUGAAAUAUAACUUCCAGAAAGAAAAUUUUAUCAGAGAUAUUGGCUUAAAUGAUGCCUUCCACCAGUGCAAGAAAACUUGCCCCAAAGAGAAGAAACCUAAAGAAAAUGACCCAAAGAAUAGCACAGCUGACAAAGAUUUGGAUUCAAAAAAGAAAGAUUGAAAUAAUUUGUGUGUGUAUGUGUGUGUUACUUGGCCAGACUGUUUUUCUAACCUCAAUAUGUGUGAGUUAAUAUAGACAUUUGAAAUACCAUUAAUUCUUUAUAGAGAUAAGUGGAAAAGUAAAAUAAAAUUAGCUUCUUUUGUAUGUUAUGUGUAUGAUUUUUUUUCCAUAUCUAUCUAUCUUUAUAUAUAUAUAUAUAUAUAUUGCAGGUAAACCUAUCAUUGUUUUACAUUUUGUUUCAUAGUUAAAACUUUUAAAGCUUCAUUUUAUUUCAUUAACACAUAGGAAAGUGAAAGUAAAAAAAAAAAAAGUCAACAGUAAAUACGAAAAGUUAGUAACAAUACUUCUUGAACAGUAGAAGAUUUGAAUGUUUAUUCAAAGCUAUACAUUGACUAACAGUCUUUUGGUUAGUUACUUAUUUAUUAAGCUUUGAGUAUUUUUAUGAGCUACAAAGCAUCUGUUUGAAAGGUUAGAAGGAAAUAUAAAGCUUGAUUUAGUUAUUUAUAUUUAAUAACAAGCACAAUGGCUGUUUGGAGGUUAAGGAUUUUGCUUUUGUACCUCUGAACAAGUCACUUAACUCUACUUCAGUUUGACUGAACAUAAAAUUAUUUCAUAAUUGUGUGGUUAGCUGAAAGACAUUAAAAGCUGUUAAAACAAUUGCUUUGACAAAUAAAAUAGAUUGGUCAUGUGAUUCAAUCAGAAUUCUACUUCUCAAAGUAUUUCUUUGCAGUAUUUGCAUUUUACCUGAUUAUUGAAAAAUUUAAGCUUACAUGUUGCUGGCUCGUAAGGUUUCUAACUAUGCAAUCGUACAAACAGAACAAAAGAUUUUCUGUCAAUAAAGUUGCAAUGGAACUCUUUCAUGCAGCCAAUUUCUCCAUCUACAAUACAUUAUGUCACUCUUUCCCAAAACACCUAACUGGAAUUGUGGAACAGUUUUUUGAAGAAUAAUAAAAAUGCAUUUCAAAAUCA
Molecule: messenger RNA, 1773 nt
Organism: Octopus sinensis (East Asian common octopus)
Lineage: Eukaryota; Metazoa; Mollusca; Cephalopoda; Octopoda; Octopodidae
Product: thioredoxin-related transmembrane protein 2 homolog
Exons: 8
Coding region: 16-804 (262 amino acids)
Cellular component (GO): cytoplasm
Molecular function (GO): oxidoreductase activity, acting on a sulfur group of donors, disulfide as acceptor
Source: RefSeq, a predicted model, not a curated record